CUAUUUUCCCAAUGGUGUGACAUAAUUAUUGAUGCCGAAUUAGAAGAAAACAUAUAGCCAACUUUUUUAGUUUAAACAAAUAGAAAAGAAAAUUUAAAAAUGAGAGAAAGGAAAGCGUAUGUCAGCAACUCCGCCUCUCGUUGGAGGUGGAAUCAGAUAACUAUUUAACCGAGUCGCUUUUUCACUUCCAAAGUAGCUUCACCCUUAUUCCAAGGGCUAGCUAUGGUUGCCUUCUCCUCAUAAAAUAAAGUCUUUUCUUUCUUUAUAAAUAGCAUCCCCACACACACGCAAGCACAAGGCCACACACACAGUCCCAGAAGAACAAGCGAGCAACUUGACUUUAUGAGAGGCUAGGCUAGGCUUCAUUACCUCUCGUUGUUUUGUGUUUUUGAUUUAUCGGCCAAACCAGAGAAGAUGGUUGCAGAGAUGAGGAGAGAGAGAAGGAGUGAAGUGGCACCAUUUGCGGUGAUGCUCAUAAUGGAGGGUUGCACCAUAGCAUUGACGAUAUUGGCCAAAACAGCCUUAACGGCUGGGAUCAACCCUUUGGUUUUUGUGGUGUAUACCAAUGCUGUUGGCUCCAUUCUCCUACUCCCUUUUUCCUUCCUUUAUCAUCGUGGGGAAAGAAUAGAACAAUCGCUCUUCACCUUCCCACUCCUCUUUCGUAUUUUUUUCAUGGGUUUAACAGGGGUUGCAAUCUCUCAGAACCUUGCGUUUCUCGGGUUAAGCUACAGUUCACCAAUCGUUGUAUGCGCAAUGGGCCUCUUGAUGCCUACCAUUUCCUUCUUGCUUUCCAUCAUUCUCAGGACGGUAAGGCUGGAUUGGAGAAGCACAAGCAGCCAAGCCAAAAUGAUUGGAACUUUUAUAUCAAUUGCAGGUGCAAUUUUUGUAGAACUAUACAAAGGCCCGUUUACACGACCAUCACCUGUUUCACUUGACCACCACCUUCAAGUUAUACCAAAACUUUUUGUUUUCUACUCGACGCCAGAUCGUUGGGUUCUUGGGGGUAUUUUGCUUGCGGCUGCUACCUUGUCGAUUUCAGUAUGGAAUAUUGUUCAGAUGGGAACCGUCAAACAAUAUCCACAAGUGAUGAAAGUGGCCUCGUCUUAUAGCUUAGUUGGGACUAUCCAGUGCCUGGUUUUUUCUUUGAUCAUGGAAGGAGAUCUAGAUGCAUGGAAACUGAAACGCAAGCCGGAUCUCCUACUCAUUAUUGUGACAGGAGUAUUUGGGAGUAUUAUCCGUAGCAACGUUCAUUUAGCAUGUACGAGAAUGAAAGGCCCUUUUUAUGUGCCUAUGUUCAAGCCCUUUGGGGUAGUCUUUGCAACAGUUUUCGGAACCUCUUUCUUUACAAACAGUCUUCAUUAUGGAAGUGUGAUAGGUACAAUAAUAAUAGGAACGGGAUAUUAUGCUGUGAUGUUUGGACAAAUCAGGGAAGAGGAACUUCGUAAAGAGCGUGAAGUUGGAACAGUGGGUGAUAUUUCAGACCUCAAGGCCCCUCUGUUGCAGGAAAACGAAGAUGCCCAAGUCUAGAGCCAGGCCAAGCAACCUCUACAACUAUUAUUGAAUUAAAAAAUCAAGUGGAAAGUGUCCCUUUUUUUCUGUCAAAAAAAAGAAGGAUUCAACAGCAAGAGGCCUGGCCUGUCAAACCAGAAGGUGCUGUGAUUUUGUAGAAGCCCCUUCUAUUACAUGUACAUACAUUUGAUAGGAUGGCCUUUCACUGUAAAAUGUAAAUCUUCUUGCUGUGUUUUCCCCCCUACUUGUUGGAGGUUCGAGGACAGAUUCUUAAGUUUUAAAUGACUCUGUCAUAUGUGGUUUCUGUGUGAAUAAAAAACAGUGAAAAAAAUGACAAAAAUCGUAUAUGUUGUAUUUAUGUAUUGGAGUGUUUAAAACAGCUAUGGUGUUUGUUUGAAGGUUUCUUUAAUUUGUUUACUUGCUCAUGUAAUUAUCUCUUGUUUGCUGCAUUUUUUUUCCUUUUACCUUUUUGAAUCCAGAGCGCAACAUAAGUUCACAGACAAGACAAUAUAGAGGAAAUUAAGAAAACCCAUGGCAAUACAUAAAUUAAUAUUGAAAAUACAAAGCAACAGGAUUACUUUGCAGCAAGAAGUCACCACUCAACAAGAUGAACUAAUUAAGGAUGGAUCCUAGACAAAUAUUCUGAAGUGGGAUCCUUGCAUGUUAUUUUAUUACUAAUAAAACAUGAGAGAAUCCAUUAAACAGGGCUAGGAUCAUGCAUAGCAUGGCAUGGCAUGGCCUGGCCUCUCUAAGCCUUACCGUGAAGAUAGUCAUCGAUCUCCUUAAAGUUCUUCACUGCAAAUUCCUUAAUGACGCUUGGAUCAGGGAUCUCUUCACUUGCCUUCUCAAACUCACAGGACCAUUUAACCAAGCUCGACUCUCCCUUGGGAACCACAAUGAUCUUGCCAAUGAAAGUCUUGUAGUAUUUCAGGAGAUCCCCAUCAAUGAUGCUGUAAACAUAUUUCUUCUCAGCUUCAUCCACUGAUUCGAUUCUCUCUUUUGAUACCUUAACGAUUGGA
Messenger RNA from Gossypium arboreum, 2528 nucleotides. RefSeq names its product WAT1-related protein At1g70260-like. Lineage: Eukaryota; Viridiplantae; Streptophyta; Magnoliopsida; Malvales; Malvaceae. Gene Ontology annotation, molecular function: transmembrane transporter activity. The transcript is spliced from 7 exons. Gene Ontology annotation, cellular component: plasma membrane. Bases 415 to 1527 code for a protein of 370 amino acids. The record is from RefSeq and is a predicted model, not a curated record.